UUUCCACUCGUCCCUGUUCCAUAGAUCGUUGUCUCAAAACCAGUACAAAGACCUGACACAUUCCUGUUCACUUCUUUGCACUGCACUUCAUUGCAAACUUCUUCCUGUCUUAGUCUUCACCGUACUCUCCCAUUCCAUUUCCAUUUCAAAGUUUUUUCCUUUUUUUGCUUUUCUCUGUUUUCCCAUUACUUCUUUUCUCUACCUUCUAAGACUAUUAUGUCUAUCUUUCUAUUCUGAAUUAUUAUUGUGUGUCAACUCCAUGAGCUUCUGGGGUUGGAAUUCUCUGCACUUUUUUGGGUUUAUCUUCCCAUAAUCCUAAAUGGGUUUUGCUUUUUUCUUUUUCUGUGGUGACGAUUCUUUCUUCUCUUAGAUCUGAAUAGUUUUAGGGUUCAUAUGCUUUGCCCAAAGCUGUGGAAUUUGGAAUUUUCCUUGGGUUUUGGAAAGAAAGCCUUUUUCUAGAUUCCUCAGGUUUUGGCUACGUGAAAAGGGUAGCAAUUCCUAGCAAAAAUGCUUCUUUGUCCAUAAGAAGCUCCACUACUAUUCUUCAUAUCUUCUCUAGUUAUCUCUCUCUUUGAACUUUCUUCAAAGAGUGUGUGUGUGUGUGUGUGUUUGUGUUCCUAUUUUAUCUUUUGGCAAGGUUGCUAUGUAUGUUACUAUUCUCUAGUACAAUGAACAGGGGAAUUGAAUUUCUUUCUCCAGGUUCUUAUCUUCAGAAUUCUAAUUGGUUGUUCCAGGAAAGUGAGAGAACCAAAUGGACGCCAGAAGAGAACAAAAGGUUUGAGAAUGCUUUGGCUUUCUAUGAUAAGGACACUCCAGAUCGUUGGAUGAAGGUGGCAGCUAUGAUUCCAGGAAAGACUGUAGGUGAUGUGAUCAAACAGUACAGGGAACUGGAAGAAGAUGUGAGUGUCAUUGAAUCUGGGCUGAUUCCAGUUCCUGGUUACACUACUAGUUCUUUCACGUUGGAGUGGGUUAACAAUCAAGGCUUUGAUGAGUUCAAUCAAUUUUAUAAUGUUGCUGGCAAAAGGGGCACUUCCACUCGGCCAUCUGAACAGGAAAGGAAGAAAGGAGUGCCGUGGACUAAAGAGGAGCAUAGGCUAUUUCUGAUGGGUCUGAAGAAGUAUGGUAAAGGAGAUUGGAGAAACAUCUCUCGUAAUUUUGUGACCACAAGGACACCAACUCAGGUUGCAAGUCAUGCUCAGAAGUAUUUCAUAAGGCAACUUACUGGAGGGAAGGAUAAGAGGAGAUCCAGCAUCCAUGACAUCACAAUGGUCAAUCUCCCAGAAACAAAAUCUCCUUCAUCAGACAGUAACAUACCUCCUUCUCCAAAUCAAUCACUGAAGGUUUUGAAUCCACAUCAGAAUCAGAAAUUGUCUAGCAUGGUUAAACAGGAAUAUGACUUCAAAUUUCCAAAUGAGGGCAUGUCUAUGCUUUUUGAUUCCACAAAUGGAAACAUGUUCAUGACACCACUGCGUGGGAAUUCUUUAUAUGGAUCUAAACCACAGGAGCAAUGUUUACUCAGAGGAACUCUCCAUGGAAGCCAAUUGGGCCCUUAUGAUACUAUUAUGCAAAUGCAAUCGAUGCAACAUCAGUGAACUAUGCAUAUAAUGCAGGGUUUAGAGUUUUUUAUGUUACUAAAUGCUAAACCUUAUAUUCAGUGAUGUUUUUGUAGAUGCUUAAUGGUGGUUUAUGUGAAUAUGUUGAAGAAGAUUUCCAUUUCGUCCUUAUUAAUUGUACUCUGAAAAGAUUAGUUCAUAUUGUAUGGACCAGCUGCAGAGCUAACCCUUGUUCUAUUGGUUUGGCGGUUGCUACCAAGACGAUUUCUUUAUGCCCAUGUUAUCAAAAUGCUGGGACUAAUCAGUCAAAAGAAGAU
This is a messenger RNA of Gastrolobium bilobum, 1870 nucleotides long. RefSeq names its product transcription factor DIVARICATA-like. Gene Ontology annotation, molecular function: DNA binding. The transcript is spliced from 2 exons. NCBI's taxonomy places the organism in Eukaryota, Viridiplantae, Streptophyta, Magnoliopsida, Fabales, Fabaceae. The record is from RefSeq and is a predicted model, not a curated record. Bases 648 to 1592 code for a protein of 314 amino acids.